This is a messenger RNA of Diabrotica balteata, 2738 nucleotides long. Lineage: Eukaryota; Metazoa; Arthropoda; Insecta; Coleoptera; Chrysomelidae. The record is from the annotation of a GenBank genome assembly.
AGUGACAAGGAUGUCAUUGUCAUUAGUUUAUUUAAUUUUGUCUAGAUUUGAGGUUAAUUGUGAAAAUUUCACCAAAGUUAAUUUUCAAUUUUGUUUUUAACUGAGAAAUACUACAGUAAUCAAAAUGCCUAGAAUAAUGAUAAAAGGUGGUGUUUGGAGAAACACUGAGGAUGAAAUUCUCAAAGCUGCUGUUAUGAAAUAUGGUAAAAACCAAUGGUCUAGGAUAGCUUCGCUACUUCACAGAAAGUCUGCAAAACAGUGUAAAGCACGUUGGUUCGAAUGGUUAGAUCCCAGUAUUAAAAAAACUGAAUGGUCUAGAGAGGAAGAUGAAAAACUAUUACAUUUGGCUAAACUUAUGCCUACUCAGUGGAGAACAAUUGCUCCCAUUAUUGGAAGAACCGCAGCACAGUGUUUGGAAAGAUAUGAAUAUUUAUUGGAUCAAGCACAAAAGAAAGAAGAAGGUGAGGAUGCAGUGGAUGAUCCCAGAAAGCUGAAACCUGGAGAGAUUGACCCAAAUCCAGAGACAAAACCUGCAAGACCAGAUCCCAAAGAUAUGGAUGAAGAUGAAUUAGAGAUGUUAUCUGAAGCCAGAGCUAGAUUAGCCAAUACUCAAGGCAAAAAGGCCAAGAGGAAGGCUCGUGAAAAGCAAUUGGAAGAGGCGAGACGUUUAGCUGCUCUCCAGAAACGCAGAGAACUGAGAGCUGCCGGAAUAGAAGUUACUUCCCGCAGAAAGAAAAAACGAGGAGUAGACUACAAUGCUGAAAUACCUUUUGAAAAGAGACCAGCGAUUGGAUUUUAUGAUACAUCCAAUGAAGUAUUAGAUCCUAUGGCUCCCGAUUUUUCAAAAAUGAGGCAACAGCACUUGGAUGGGGAGCUAAGAAGUGAACAAGAGGAGAGAGAACGUAAAAAAGAUAAACAGAAACUAAAGCAGCGCAAGGAAAACGACAUUCCUCAAGCUAUGUUACAAAACCAGGAACCAGCUAAAAAACGAUCGAAGUUAGUGCUCCCAGAACCACAAAUUUCAGACCAAGAAAUGCAUCAAGUGGUGAAGUUGGGCAAAGCGAGUGAAGCAGCUAGAGAAAUAGUUACAGAAAGCGGUGUUGAAACCACUGAUACAUUGUUGAAUGAUUAUACUUUCAACCCUCAAGCAGCUGCUACACCAAGAACACCUGCGCCACAGACUGAUAGGAUUUUACAAGAAGCUCAGAACAUGAUGGCUCUCACACACGUAGAUACGCCCCUAAAGGGUGGCAUUAACACUCCGCUACACAAUUCGGAUUUCAGCGGGGUCCUGCCUCAAGCUCAGACUGUCAGCACCCCGAAUACCGUACUUGCCACGCCGUUCAGAUCCAGUAGGAGCGAUGGAGGUGGCACUCCUGGCAGUAGCGUUGGAUUUAUGACACCUAGAAGUGGUGCUUUGGUGCCUGUGGGGAAGACGCCGGUAGGAAUGACGCCGUCGGUUAGGGAUAAGCUUAGUAUUAACCCAGAAGAAGCAAUGGACGUAGGAAGUACACCAGCUGAGCACAGAUGUAUCAGAUGUCGAUGAAGGAUCAACUAAAAAUGGGGCUGAGCAGUUUACCACAACCGAAAAACGACUAUGAAAUCGUGGUGCCCGAAAAUGAAGACCAGGAAGAACCCGAGCAAGCUCAGUCACAAAUGAUCGAAGAUCAAGCUGAUGUAGACGCGCGAAAACAAGAAGAGCUAAAAGCUAAAGCCGCCAGGGAACUAGCGCUUCGUUCUCAAGUCAUCCAACGUGAUUUACCAAGACCUCAAGAAGUGAACAUGACCGUUCUUCGACCGUCCCACGAGAGCUAUUCCUUAUCCGAUCUGCAGCGAGCCGAAGAACUGAUCAAACGCGAGAUGGUGACCAUGUUACAUUUCGACAACCUUAAAAAUCCGGUCCCGACGCAGAGUAAGAGAUCCAACAUGUCGCAGGCACAUCAAUUGGCGUUUUUGGAACAGCAUCCGUAUGAGUCGUUCAGGAAAGAAGAUUUAGAGACGGCCAAGGGGAUAUUGAAGAGGGAAAUGGAGGUAGUUAGGACUGGUAUGAAUCACGGGGAGUUGCCUAUCGAAGUUUACACUCAGGUGUGGGAAGAAUGCUUAAGCCAAGUUCUGUUCCUCCCGAACCAAACGAGAUACACUCGAGCGAAUUUAGCCAGUAAAAAAGACAGAUUGGAAUCGGCGGAGAAGAGGCUCGAGCAGAACAGAUCUCACAUGGCGAAAGAAGCCAAACGAGCUGCCAAAAUGGAGAAAAAAUUGAAGAUUUUAACAGGCGGGUACCAGUCCAGAGCGCAGGCGUUGAUCAAACAGUUACAAGAUUGUUAUGAGAAUCUAGAUUCGACUAAUUUAGAAUUGAAUACGUUUAAGUUUUUGCAAGAACAAGAAAAAUCUGCUUUACCAAGAAGAAUACAGUCUCUCACUGAAGACGUCAGCCGACAAACCGAACGAGAACGAGGCUUGCAAAAGAAAUACGGCGAUCUUCAAGCAGAAAUAAAACUAUUACAAGAAUCUUACCUUAGUCAGCUUCAAAAAGAGCAGCGAAAGGAAGCGGAUAAUACAGCUAACGAGGUUUCUUCCACUACCAAUGGAGAAAUCAGCGCAGAAGCAGCCGAUGAUGAUGAAGAGAUGUAGUGACGAAUGUAGUAGUGUUUAUUAUCAUUAUGAUAAGACAAUUUUGCGAAAAAAUAAUUUAAAACACGUAAAAAACUUAUAUUACAGAAAUAGUGAAUAAAUAGUUU